AUGGAUUGGAACUUUCUCCAGGGUCUUCUCAGCGGGGUCAAUAAGUACUCCACGGCCUUCGGACGGAUCUGGCUGUCGGUCGUCUUCGUCUUCCGGGUGCUGGUCUUCGUCGUGGCUGCCGAGCGGGUCUGGAGCGACGACCAGGGACACUUCGAAUGCAACACCCGCCAGCCCGGCUGCACCAACAUCUGCUACGACUACUUCUUCCCCAUCUCGCACAUCCGCCUCUGGGCCCUCCAGCUCAUCUUCGUCACCUGCCCGUCCUUCAUGGUGGUGCUGCACGUGGCCUACAGGGAGGACAGGGAGCGGAAGCACCGGGCCAAGCACGGCGAGAACGCCCGGCUGUACGACAACCCGGGUCAGAAGCACGGCGGCCUGUGGUGGACCUACCUGCUGAGCCUCUUCAUCAAAACCGGCUGCGAGAUCACCUUCCUGUACCUGCUCCACUACAUCUACGACAGCUUCAAGCUCCCCAGGAAGGUCCUGUGCGACGUCAGCCCCUGUCCCAACGUGGUGGACUGCUUCAUCUCCCGGCCCACCGAGAAGACCGUCUUCACCUACUUCAUGGUGGGGGCGUCAGCUCUGUGCAUCAUACUCAGCUGCUGUGAGAUUUGCUAUCUGAUUGCCCGACGGCUGGUGAAACUGAAGCAGCGAGGCACCGUCCGAACCUCGUCCAGAAAGAUUCGGUCCGACCGCAACGGCCUCAAACCGCCUCUCACAGCCUAG
Molecule: messenger RNA, 726 nt
Organism: Salarias fasciatus (jewelled blenny)
Lineage: Eukaryota; Metazoa; Chordata; Actinopteri; Blenniiformes; Blenniidae
Product: gap junction beta-3 protein-like
Exons: 1
Coding region: 1-726 (241 amino acids)
Biological process (GO): cell-cell signaling
Cellular component (GO): connexin complex
Molecular function (GO): gap junction channel activity
Source: RefSeq, a predicted model, not a curated record